Molecule: messenger RNA, 812 nt
Organism: Vitis riparia (riverbank grape)
Lineage: Eukaryota; Viridiplantae; Streptophyta; Magnoliopsida; Vitales; Vitaceae
Exons: 3
Coding region: 106-588 (160 amino acids)
Source: RefSeq, a predicted model, not a curated record
UAAGACCGAGGCGGCAAACGGCGGUUUCUUCAAAGUAAGGGCCUUCUCUCCCAGUCAAUUCAUCGUUCCACCACCCUUAAACGACACCGUUUCGAAACUCCUGGCAUGGCUUCAAUGGAUUGCUCUCUGAAGAUGUCAUCAACGGUGGCCUCUAUCAUCCCUUCACCCAAAACCCAUCUGUGUAGCAAUUCCAGGUUUCGUCUCCAACCCUGUUCAAACAUAGCUCACGCCUCUGUUUCUUGCUCUGCUUCACGCCGGGCUGAGUCAAGUUCAGUUGGAGAUGUGCAUAGACGAAGAAGCAGUCUUGAAUCUCUAUUUUGUUAUGAUAAGCCUAUACCAGAAGAGAUCAUUGAGAAGCCGAUUGGUUUAUCUUUGGCUGAAAAAGUAAUUGGAGAUAAUCCCCGCUGCAUUGAUUGCCAAGCCAAAGGGGCAGUCCUUUGUGCCACUUGCUCCGGUUCAGGUUUAUAUGUUGACUCCAUUUUGGAGAGCCAGGGGAUAAUUGUCAAAGUCCGGUGCUUAGGCUGUGGGGGAACCGGUAACAUUAUGUGCUCGGAAUGUGGUGGUCGAGGUCACCUUGGACUUAAAUGACUUGCUGGGUUUGUUUUCAUCCCUUUCUUUGAUUGUGGCCUUGUGUUUUGUAUCCCCUAGUGUGACAUUGCAGAUUGAAUUUAAGUUUAUUGAAGUCAUGCAGCUCUUAAUAUUUAUUUUUUAUUUUUAAUCCCAUGGGCUCCAAUUUGUUGUGAAAUUUCAUGAGUUUUAUAUUUAUGUAUGUAACUCAAUUCAUUCCUGUGAAUGGCUUAUUUUUUUUCCAA